AUGGAUUUGCUAUCUGCAGUCUCACCCUCUUUAGUUCUACCCCCAAACAAUCCCCUUUGUCCUCGGCCUCGCCAAAUGGGCUUCUAUAUUUCUUGUCCUCGUUUACAAAAUCUGAGUCGUCGUUCUUGUUCUUUCUCCGGUACGCGCCUGAACUCACCCGUGAAGCUCUCUAGGAGAUCAUGGAGGCGAGCUUCUAGCAAAUCAGACGGUGGUGGAACCACUGAUGAGGACAAAGAUGAUAACGGGACGGAGGAGGUGGAGAGAGCGCUUCACCUUGACGGAACCAUUCCUGGGACUUCGGACGAGUUCAUGAAGCAGGUCUCGUCACGUGCCUACGAUAUGCGAAGACACCUCCAGCAGACAGUCGAUAGCAGCAGCUACGAUGGUAUAUAG
This is a messenger RNA of Humulus lupulus (European hop), 393 nucleotides long. RefSeq lists its product as uncharacterized. The transcript has a single exon. Bases 1 to 393 code for a protein of 130 amino acids. Lineage: Eukaryota; Viridiplantae; Streptophyta; Magnoliopsida; Rosales; Cannabaceae. The record is from RefSeq and is a predicted model, not a curated record.